Chaetura pelagica (chimney swift) is the source of this 753-nucleotide messenger RNA. RefSeq names its product MARVEL domain-containing protein 3-like. The transcript has a single exon. The record is from RefSeq and is a predicted model, not a curated record. Gene Ontology annotation, cellular component: membrane. NCBI's taxonomy places the organism in Eukaryota, Metazoa, Chordata, Aves, Apodiformes, Apodidae. The coding region runs from base 1 to 753 and encodes 250 amino acids.
AUGCGAUUUUUGACACUUAUCCCCAUCUUUCUGGUCUUUCUAGGCAUUUUGAAGUUUGUGGAAAUCACAGUUAACCUGCUGGUGCUGAUCUGCGUGGGCGCUGCCCAAGCCUCUGUUGCAGGCUUCACGUCCCUCGGCGGCCUGGGCACCGGAUCCUUCAACCUGAAUUCAGCCUACAGCCCCUUUGAGGGCACGGAGCUGCGGGAGGUGAGGGAGCUUGACAUGCAGUUCACCCAGAUGAGAGCCCCUGGUGUGUAUGGCGGAGUAGCCUUCAGCCUCACAGCAGCAGCACUGACCCUGGUCUUCCUUGUCGUGGGGGCAAAACCCAUCCAGCAGCUCCGGAUGGGGCUGCUGGCGGGCGAAUGUGCCUUCAGCCUGCUGGCAGGUGCAGCCUACGUGGUGGCAGUCGGCCUCUACCUGCAUCUUGUCAGCCAGGUGAACUCCACAGAGGUGUGCAAGAGGCGCGAGAGGCUCUACGCACGCCGUGGUUACACCUCCAUGAACUGUGUGGUCCAGGGUGGCGACGCGGCCGUCGCUCUUUUUGGUGUCGCUGCUGCCUGUUUGUACUUGGCCAGCUCUGUGGUCUGCAUCCGUGCUAUCCGAACCGUCCGGGCCUUCCAGAGCCACCAGGCAGCCAAGGCUCAGCACAGCCCCAAGAGCAGCAGUAAAGACAGAAGGGUCAGAAACCACCGUGAUGUCCACAGGACCUCUGAAAGCUCCCAUAACGGCCAGGCUCUUGCCACUUUAGUGUGA